AUGGUUCUGGAAAUCACACGAUGCGGCAUACAUGCUUUUCACGAAGUCCUUGGCAUUGACACGGACAUGAUACGCUUCUUCUGGGUCCUGCAUUCGGACCGCGGGGAUAGUCAGCAAAAGGCGUAUCGCAUCGACGUUUCAAUCCAGCAGUCAUUUGAGACCCUGCUAUGGGACUCUGGUAAAGUGGAAGGCGAUAGGCAACGGAAUGUGCUAUGUGCACCCGAAGGAGGUUUUCACUCGGCGACUUUUCAUUACUGGAGAGUCACGGUGUGGGAUUCAGAUGACCGGGCGACGACAAGCACAGUGAACGAAUUCUUCACUGCAUAUCCAAGAUCAUCUGGGUUACUACCACCUUACAGCAUGAACCAGACCUACAUGCCACAUACCAGCCUCAUCUUUCGUACAUGGUUUGAAGAUGAACCAAACCGAUGGAAAGGCGUUUGGAUUGGCGACAACGGGGACAAGCCGCUGUACGUGCGCAAAGCGCUACGUCUUGAUCGAGAACCGUCUCGUGCAAUCGCCUUUGCCUCAGGUCUUGGUCAUUGCAACUUCGUUUGCAAUGGCAAUCCCGCAGCGGCCAAUGGCCACGUGCUGGAUCCGGGCUGGACUAACUACCACCGCACCGUACAGUUCGUUGCAUACGACUUGUCAAACAUACUGACACAAGGGGAGAACGUAGUUGGCGCACACAUCGGCAAUGGCUUCUACGCUGGUGACCAAGGCGACGACCGUUUCUUCUGGCCGUGCUACGAAGAUAACACAUAUGUCCGCUAUGGGAAUGAACUCUGCUUCUUCAUGGAACUGCACCUCUUCUACGACGAUGGCAGCCGGGAGACAAUCACUACUGGACCAGACUGGAAUAUCCGGAAGAGCGCGACCACGCUGGCGAACAUUUACUCUUCAGAAACCAAGGACUUACGUAACUACCCGGCAGGGUGGGAUGCGCCAGGCUUUCAAGAAGACGAACAAUGGAAGUCUGCGACGCCUGUGACAGGUCCAAGAGGAAAACUGAAGUAUCAGAGUCAGCCACCCGUGGUGCUCCACGAGACAUUCGAGCCACGAUCGAAGAAGACUCUUGAGCCUGGCGUCGUCAUGUUCGACUUCGGACAGAACAUGACGACGAUGGUGAAGAUCCAGGUCAGCGGACCAGCUGGCUCAGAAGUCAUUAUCCGUUUCUCCGAGACCAUUGGCGAGGAUGGCAAGGUUCUCAUGCCAGAUCCACUGUUCAAGCAGUUUGAGACAGGCGUUUUCUGCAAAUUUACUUUGGCUGGUACUGGGGUGGAGACCUGGGAGCCUGACUUCUGCUUCACAAGUGCACGAUACAUCCAAGUCGAAGGCGUAUCACUCGAAGAAGCACAGGGACUACCGGUCGUACAUCGGUUGGUUAGCAGACACGUAUCGUCCGCUGCACGUCGUCUAGGCUACGUUAAGACGGAUAAAGAAGAUGUCAAUCAGCUCAUCGAUAUGUGUUGUUGGUCUUUCGUUAGUAACCUCUUCAGCUACCACACUGAUUGUCCCCAGCUAGAGAAAUUUGGAUGGCUCGAAGUAACGCACCUUCUUGCGCCGGCCACCCAAUAUAUUCGGGACAUGGAGUCGCUCUACUCCAAGAUCCUCGAUGAUAUCUUCGAUGCGCAGGAACCAAACGGUCUUUGCCCUACCAUGGCACCCGAAAUCAGAUACAUGUGUGGCCCUCUACACGACACAAUCACCUGGGGAGGCGCCGUCGCAUUACUUCCUGAGAUAUUGCGCUUCUACUACGACUCCACGCACGUGUUCGAGAAACUGUUCGACCCCUGUGUACGCUACAUGGAGUAUAUCAAGACCAAAGAGCGGGACGGUGGGCUCAUUGAACACGGCCUGGGUGACUGGGGACGCGACAUAGCCUUUGGCAACAACCAGGCCAACAUCGAAACUGCUGUAUACUAUCGCUGCCUCCGGAACAUUCAACGCAUGGCCCACGAGCUGAACAAGCCGGAAGCUGAAACGCGGUUCCGCGAAUGGGCAGAUCGCAUAUAUCGCGUAUACAACGAGCGACUUCUCAUCACCGAUAAGAAAGAGUAUCCCUACGCCUUCUACACGUCUCGCGACGACCCCUCAAAACAUGACCGCAACAUGGUGGCCCAAGCCUUUGCACUUCAGUUCGACCUCGUGCCUACCUCCCACAUCGCAGACGUACAGGCUGCCUUCCUAGCGGAUUGCGCUUCCGCUGGCAACCGGAUUCAAGCUGGCGAGAUCGGUUUGAAGUACCUCUUUAAUACACUCUCUGACCUGAACCGCCCAGACAUCAUCCUAGAGAUGGCGCGACAAGAAGAGCAUCCAAGUUACAUGCGCUUUAUCCGGAGGGGAGAAACGACACUGAAUGAAUUCUGGCAAGAUAAUUGUAGGAGUAAGUGCCAUGACAUGCUGGGAACGAUAUACGAGUGGUUCUACGAGGGUGUGUUGGGUGUCCAAGCGGAGACGGAGGCGUAUAAAACGUGGAGGGUUAAGCCGCCGUUCGGAAGCGAGUUCGGGAUGGUGGAGGGGAGUGUGGAGUGUCCGUAUGGUAAGAUCAAGGUCAAGUACGAGAAGACAAGUGGAGGUGGCAGCGAGGAAGCGAAGAUGUGGCUUAAUGUACCCACAAGCACAACAGCCUAUCUGCUACUUCCCAGUGCGGACAGUAGCGCUGAUCUAAGAAGACUCGGUCAAGGCGGGUACGAGGUACGGAAGAAGGGAACAAGGGUAACCCUAAAGCCGGGCAGUUAUGAGUUGAUGUUACAUGCCUGA
This is a messenger RNA of Alternaria postmessia, 2763 nucleotides long. RefSeq lists its product as uncharacterized. The record is from RefSeq and is a predicted model, not a curated record. Gene Ontology annotation, biological process: carbohydrate metabolic process. The coding region runs from base 1 to 2763 and encodes 920 amino acids. The transcript has a single exon. Lineage: Eukaryota; Fungi; Ascomycota; Dothideomycetes; Pleosporales; Pleosporaceae.